AUGUCUGAAGAUGCUGAGCAGUCGACUGCCCUCGAUCGAGCUGCUGAAGACCUGGAGAGCCUGGUUAUGAGCGAGCCGAACCACAGACAAGACCAACCUGCAAAGUCAGCGAUGCGUUCAACGCCACGAAUUGAAGAUGUCAAGUCCUCAAGGGCAACUCCCUCUAUGGUUCUGAUACCACAAGACACAGCAGUCGACGGAUUAGAAAAGGGGCCAAUCUCUAGUCUUUGUGCCUCGCUAGACGCAGAUGGCGAGUCGUGCCGUGGCUUUCUGGCAGACGAGAACUGCCGAUAUUUUGUUUUCACAGCUCGCCAUCAAAAGAGGCAGGACAUCACGUCAGUGACGCUAACGCAGAUCCUUCAGAGUGAGGUGCCGACUCGACCGAAUCGGCGCCAGCGAUAUGUCCUGUCUUUAAAUUUGGCCUCAUCGUUUGUACAACUUCUCGAAACACAGUGGUGGCCGGUGUCAUUGAAAAAGGACGACAUAGUGUUCUUUCGAGAGCCAGAACAGCGAGAUGUACUACAGUUGGAUCAGCCUCACGUGAGCCAGCAUUUCAUCGGUUCGCGUGCCAAAGGUGUAGAAGGCGUGCAUGCUGCCAGCCUGGAGCUCAGCCGGUCGUUAGAUCAGUUAGGAAUCAUCCUCUUGGAGCUUUGCUUCGGCGAUGUCCUUGAGGAGCAGUCCUGCAGGAAGAUGUGGCCAGUAGGCAGCAGCGACAUGGAGAGGACGGGAUACGACGUUCUGGCGGCGCGAGACUGGCAGCGCGAGGUCAUUGAAGAGGCUGGUAGUGAGUAUGCUGAUGCUGUCGGGUGGUGUUUGGGAGGGAACCGCAGCGCACCAUGUGGCCGAGAUGAGUGGAGGCAGGAAGAUGCUCUUGAGAGUUGUGCAGCCUCUGCAACGAUGUAG
This is a messenger RNA of Verticillium dahliae VdLs.17, 903 nucleotides long. RefSeq lists its product as uncharacterized. The record is from RefSeq and is a predicted model, not a curated record. The transcript is spliced from 2 exons. NCBI's taxonomy places the organism in Eukaryota, Fungi, Ascomycota, Sordariomycetes, Glomerellales, Plectosphaerellaceae. Bases 1 to 903 code for a protein of 300 amino acids.